AUGGCAACGAUACCAUCAAAACCCUCAUCACCUUUCCUCCUCGCCUUACUCUUCAUCCUAAUCAACACUGUGGCAACAAUAACCCAAACCGAAGCUCAGCUCUCCCUCAACCUCUACGCCAAAACCUGCCCCAACGCCCUCAACACCAUUCGAACCUCCAUACGAUCUUCCCUCGCCGUCGACACAAGGAUGGCCGCGGGGCUCAUCAGGCUCCACUUCCACGACUGCUUCGUCCACGGCUGCGACGCCUCCAUCCUCCUCGACCAAACCCCAACCAUCCGCACUGAGAAAACCGCGGGCGGGAACAACAUGUCCAUCACGGGCUUCGAAGCCAUCGACGCCGCCAAGGCCCGAGUCGAAAAAAUCUGCCCCGGCGUCGUUUCAUGCGCGGACAUAGUCGCCGUGGCAGCACGUGACGCCUCCGCCUACGUGGGCGGGCCCACAUGGAACGUGAAGCUCGGGAGGAGGGACUCCACGUCGGCGUACCCUGACGUGGCGGUGACGGACCUCCCGUCCCACAACGACGACGUGGAGACUCUGAUCAAGCGCUUCAAGGGGAAAGGGCUGAACGUCAGGGAGAUGGUCGCUCUCAGUGGGGCCCACACUUUAGGCGACGCGCAGUGUUCGUCCUUUCGCGACAGGAUCUAUAGUGACGGCGCUAAUAUUGACGGUGCGUACGCUGGUGUUCUGAGGCGGAGGUGUCCGUUAGUGGGAGGGGACAACGUGACGGCGCCGUUUGACCCCGUGACGCCGGAUCAUUUUGAUAACAACUACUUUAGGGAUCUGAUGCGGAGGAGAGGACUGCUGGCGAGCGACCAGGUGUUGUAUAGUGGCGGCGGUGUCACGGACGGGAUUGUGAGGGAGUACGGCAAGUUGGCUGGGAGGUUUAGGGACGAUUUCGCGGCGGCGAUGGUGAAGAUGGGUGAGAUUCAGCCGCUUACGGGAUCUGCUGGCCAGAUCAGGAGGAUUUGCGGCGCCGUCAAUUAA
This is a messenger RNA of Linum tenue, 987 nucleotides long. The record is from the annotation of a GenBank genome assembly. NCBI's taxonomy places the organism in Eukaryota, Viridiplantae, Streptophyta, Magnoliopsida, Malpighiales, Linaceae.